CGCCGACCCGACGGCACAGACUUUCUCCGUUGAAGAAUCAGCGAGAUGAAGAGCAGCGCCAACCCGGCACCAUGCGCUCCAGGCUCCCACGGACCGCCUGCUUAUUGCGAAUCAUUGCACUCUGCAUCCUUCUCUCGCACACUGCAGCUUAUUUUGGGCUGACAGGUCGGGAACCCUUGGUGUUUUUACCGGGUCCGUUUUCCAAUGAACCCCCGACAGGCAAGGCCCACCUGAAGCAGUGCGAGCAGAUGACUCUGACCAGGCGGCAGAAGAGACUGUGUCGCAGGGAGCCUGGUUUGGCCGAGACGCUACGGGAGUCUGUGCGCCUCAGCCUCCUGGAGUGUCGGUAUCAGUUCAGAAAUGAGCGCUGGAACUGCAGUUUGGACGGCCGGGGAAGUCUUCUGAAAAGAGCAUUCAAGGAGACUGCCUUCCUGCUGGCAGUGUCCUCUGCGGCGCUGACCCAUGCACUCGCCAAAGCAUGCAGCUCAGGCCGAAUGGAGAGGUGCACAUGUGACGACUCCCCCGGCAUCCAGCAUCGAGAAGCGUGGCAGUGGGGGGUCUGCGGUGACAACUUGAAAUAUAGCACCAAGUUUCUCAAGAAGUUCCUCGGCCAAAAGAGGGUCAGCAAGGACCUGAGGGCUCAAGUCGACUCCCACAACAUCAACGUUGGAAUUCGGGCAGUGAAGAGCGGGCUGAAAACUACCUGCAAGUGUCACGGUGUCUCCGGCUCUUGCGCCAUACGGACUUGCUGGAAGCAGCUGUCUCCUUUCCAUGACACUGGACGGCUGCUGAAGUAUCGAUAUGACACCGCAGUGCGAGUGCUGAGUGUCACCAACGCAGCCACCGGGGAGACAGAGCUUGCGGGCCCCCGUCGCCACGGCCAGAGCCUCCGCACUACUGACCUGGUCUACCUGGAAGACUCCCACAGCUUCUGCAGGCCCUCUCGCUACUCCCCGGGCACAGGCGGCCGAUCAUGUGCCAAAGACACCAGUUGUCAGAGUCUGUGCUGCGGACGUGGUUACAACACAGCCAUGCGCCUCACCAGCCUGUCCUGCCACUGCCAGGUACGCUGGUGCUGCCACGUGGAAUGUCAGACAUGUGUGAGAGAGGAGGAGGUCUACACCUGCAAAAACGCAUAGCAAAUGAUGCAGUAUGCAAAAAAAGAAAAUGUGAGAGACAAAGAGUUCAUUAUUGACCUGACAUACUGACAUGGCUGAACUAUAAGCUCCUAUAGACAAAGGGAGGGAUCUCACAGCGAGAGCAUGUCUUUGCAGAGCACCAUUCUGACCCGCAUGUUAUUUGGGGAGGAACAUAGAUUUGUAACAUUAUAAUAUUGCUGAUUAUUUGCUAACCAUCACCGAUUUGAUAUGCAGCAGCAUACUGUAGGUGAGGAUGUUUUCAAACUACUCUGCUUUUCUCUCGCUGGAUGCACUGAAAUGCCACUCUUCUGGGACGGAGGGAAAUGAGCUCUUAAAACAGAUACUGGUCUGGACUGGAUGUCAUCAGCAGUACGAUGUCAAACCCCAUCUGCAGGGGAGCUCUGACAGUGACUUUGUUGUAUUGUAAUUGCAUUGGCCCCUUCCACUUGACUAUUUAUUGUAUAAGUCAUUGUGCCUGUUGUACUGCUGCUUUAUACUUUAAUCCUUCUUGCAACUGAGUGUUGCCACUGAGGCUAAAAUGGCCUUAAAAGUAAUCCAACUGUCUGUUUUUCUGUCUGCUGUGUUCUGUUUUCUGCUGUGGAGUAGUUCAUUUCUGAUUAAAAAGCACUUACGUUGCUCUUGCUACAUAUGAUACAAAGUGUAUAAUUAAUCAUAUAAGGUAGAAAAACUGUUUAGGCCUAAAUAUAUUUUAAACUAGAAUCACUGGAAGCUUUGAGGGAAGGUUGAUGCCACUGAUAUACAUUGUAACUACAUGCAUUAACAGGGCUAUUGUGUAAAGAAACGCACUGGGUUUCAGUUGCUUUUAUGGAAAUGUCUAUGGAAAUCUCUACACAGCCUAAUGUGGGCUCAACAGAACAAAGGGAAAUACCAGAGGUAAUAGCAAGGGAAACACCAAACAUUGUCUUUGAAAAACAAAGAAUGAAAAACACUUAAUUUCUGAACAUACCAGCCCUCCUCUUGUAUUCCCUCUAUUUAUAGAAGCACACUCUAAGCUAUUGGCUAUACUUUCAAGUUUAAAAUUGCCUGACUAAACCAUUUGGUCUUCAAAGUCGAAUUUAGCCCCAUCUUUGUUCUAAACGCCUUUGAAGUGGGCUUAAUCAUGCUCCUUAUUUUCCCAAAUUGCUAAUCAAAGAAAUUCACGUUUCAUCAUGUUUACUCCCUUAUCCUUACAUACAAGACAACUCUUAUGUGUCCAUGUGUGCAGGUCAAAAGUACACUUAGGAACCAAAAGGCUUAUUUUAUUGGCCAGUUUAUGUUUUGUUUGAGUGAUUCUGAACUGCACAUAUUAUGUGAAUAUAACUCAUGUCAGGGCUCCAGGCGUAUGACAACGUGGAAUCGUAAUUCUCUACCUCACUUCAUCUUUUGGCAAAAAUCAGUAAGAUUUAUGAGCUAUCUAGAGUUAUAUCCUAUCCUUUACUUUUGUAUUAAAGAUCAUACAGUUCUUUUGAAUUUGAUGCUACAUAUCUCCAAAGGUUACUGUUUUCAAACAAAUAUUGUUGCAUUACAUUCUUAUUUAAAAUAAAUAAGAUUAAUAAAUGGACAUAAAUUUGUAA
Micropterus salmoides (largemouth bass) is the source of this 2713-nucleotide messenger RNA. RefSeq names its product wingless-type MMTV integration site family, member 9B (gene wnt9b). NCBI's taxonomy places the organism in Eukaryota, Metazoa, Chordata, Actinopteri, Centrarchiformes, Centrarchidae. Gene Ontology annotation, cellular component: extracellular region. The transcript is spliced from 4 exons. The coding region runs from base 72 to 1139 and encodes 355 amino acids. Gene Ontology annotation, molecular function: frizzled binding; cytokine activity. Gene Ontology annotation, biological process: cell fate commitment; multicellular organism development; neuron differentiation. The record is from RefSeq and is a predicted model, not a curated record.